This is a messenger RNA of Branchiostoma floridae (Florida lancelet), 1607 nucleotides long. Its product is annotated as thrombospondin-4-like. Bases 68 to 1456 code for a protein of 462 amino acids. The transcript has 2 exons. Lineage: Eukaryota; Metazoa; Chordata; Leptocardii; Amphioxiformes; Branchiostomatidae. The record is from RefSeq and is a predicted model, not a curated record.
GGGACCUUCCCAGCCAAGGGGGGGACCUGUAGCUAGACUGGCCCCAGGGAAGGUAGAGGGGGGUAGUAUGAGGAAGGGUCCUUCCCAGCCUAGGGGUGUGCCCGCUCCUAAGCCUAGACCGGCCCCAGGGAAGGUAGAGGGGGGUAGUGCAGGGAAGGGUCCAUCCCGGCCAAGGGGGGGACCUGUAGUUAGACCGGCCCCAGGGAAGGUAGAGGGGGGUAGUAUGAAGAAGGGUCCUUCCCGGCCAAGGGGUGUACCUGUUCCUAAGCCUAGACUGGCCCCAGGGAAGGUAGAGGGGGUUAGUGCAGGGAAGGGACCUUCCCAGCCAAGGGGGGGACCUGUAGCUAGGGCGACCCCAGGGAAGGUAGAGGGGGGUAGUGUGGGGAAGGGACCUUCCCGGCCAAGGGGGGGACCUGUUCCUAAGCCAAGGGUUGCCCCAGGGAAGGUAGAGGGGGGUAGUGCAGGGAAGGGUCCCUCCCGGCCAAGGAGUUCACGUACAUUAACUAAGAGUGAGUGGAAGAUGAUGAUGGAUAAAAGGCUUAGUCUGUUUAAAGAAGCACAAGAUAAAGGUGAGGUUGUGUGUGGUAUUGGUUGUGAAGGGGAAGAAGUGCAGUAUGUAAUAUGUCCUACAGGGUGGAGUAGUUGUAAGCUUAGGAAGGGCAGGGAGAGUACAUGUGUAUUAGGAGGGUUUAGCAGGGGGAAGACUAGGUGUAGGAGGGUUAGUGGAAAAGCUAAGAGGGAGAAGUUGUCAUUACCAACUAAGCUAGAGGUUAGAAUGUUAUAUAGUGGGCCCCUUAAUCCUUCAGGGUGGGUGGAACAAGUUAAACAGGUAGGUACUAGUACCUGUAAGAGUAGUGAGGAGGGGGGAGAUGAGUGUAAUAUAGUUGCCUGUGAGUCUAUAGCUAGUAAGAAUGGGGUACAGCAUGUAAGUGAUGAUGUCACUGAGUCUAGCAAGGAUGAGGUUCAACAUGUAGGUGAUAGUGAUGUCUGUGAGUCUAGUAAGGAUGGGGUAGAAGGUGUCUGUGAGUCUAGUAAGGAUGGGGUAGCAGAUGUCUGUGAGUCUAGUAAGGAUGAGGUUCAACAUGUAGGUGAUAGUGAUGUCUGUGAGUCUAGUAAGGAUGGGGUAGAAGAUGUCUGUGAGUCUAGUAAGGAUGGGGUAGCAGAUGUCUGUGAGUCUAGUAAGGAUGGGGUAGAAGAUGUCUGUGAGUCUAGUAAGGAUGGGGUAGAAGAUGUCUGUGAGUCUAGUAAGGAUGGGGUAGAAGAUGUCUGUGAGUCUAGUAAGGAUGGGGUAGCAGAUGUCUGUGAGUCUAGUAAGGAUGGGGUAGAAGAUGUCUGUGAGUCUAGUAAGGAUGGGGUAGAAGAUGUCUGUGAGUCUAGUAAGGAUAGGGUAGAAGAUGUCUGUGAGUCUAGUAAGGACGUGGUAGAUCCAGAUGUAAGUGAUAGUGAUGUCUGUUAGUCUAGUAAGGAAGAGGUAGAAGAUGUAAGUGAUCAUAGUGAUUCCUGGAAAACUUUCUUUGUCAGUUUUGAAGGUAAGUUAUUUACUGUUGGGACACCUAGCAAAUGUAUUCAGGUGUGUAAGUUGCAAAAAAUGGUAAGUAAUGUAUGUG